GAUUGCAGGCAAGGUUACAGCAGGCUCUACCCCUUCCACCUCCCCCAUUCCAUGUCCAUCUCCAUCUCCCUCAUCUGGUGACUGGAUGCGUUCUCACAUAGGCAGGGCCUCACCUGUGCAUAACUCUCAUGGCAAAAGCAUGCCCUCCACUUCCUCCCAGGGUUCUGGUGGCUGUUCUCAGUCAGAGCAGACAACCACCCCGAAAUCCACACCAAAGCAUACAGACAUGGCAGAACUGGCAAAACAUGAAGCAGAAAUAGAACAUCGUACCCUUGCACUAAAACGUGAAGGUUUCUGGUCCCUAAAACGUCUGUCUCGUAUAACCGAACCAGUAAGGCCCAAAGUACAGUGGGAUUACCUCUGUGAGGAAAUGCAGUGGCUUUCUGCAGAUUUUGCACAAGAGAGGCGAUGGAAAAGAGGAGUGGCCCGAAAGGUAGUACGGAUGGUGAUGCGCCACCAUGAGGAGCUAAGACAGAAGGAAGAGAGAGCGAAACGUGAGGAGCAGGCCAAACUGAGAAGAGUUGCUUCUUCUAUUGCCAAGGAGGUCCGUGCCUUCUGGAGCAGUGUUGAGAAGGUGACUUUUGGGGAGAUGAGCAUGGAAGAGCUCUUAGAGAAGUACAGAGGAGCGUAUGCCUCUGAUUUUGAGGAGCCCUCAGCCUCAGUGUCACCGGACUCCUCAGAAGAAUCAGAGGGAACUGAGGAGGAAGCGGAGGAAGAGACGGAGGGAGAGGAUAGUGCUGAUAAUAGUAGUUCCUCCUCAGAUUCCCAAGUGGCUGUAGACAGUGACAAAGUAGAUGAGGAUGUGCAGGAGAGUGAUAAUGAGGAUGAUGGAGGAGAGGGAAUGGAGGUUCUGCUGAGAGAAGGAGACCAUAGUCCUACUGUACCAACAUCUCCCCGACCUAAGAAAGAAAUCAGCCACAUUGCUGCUACUGCCGAGAGCCUUCAACCUAAGGGAUAUACACUGGCAACAACAAAGGUCAAAACACCAAUUCCAUUCCUGCUUCAUGGUACCUUGCGUGAGUACCAGCACAUUGGACUGGACUGGUUGGUCACCAUGAAUGAGAAGAAACUCAAUGGCAUACUUGCAGAUGAAAUGGGGCUUGGCAAAACCAUCCAGACCAUUGCUUUGUUAGCUCAUCUAGCAUGUGUAAAGGGUAACUGGGGUCCACAUCUGAUUAUUGUGCCCACCAGUGUAAUGCUCAACUGGGAGAUGGAGUUGAAACGUUGGUGCCCUGGAUUCAAAAUCCUCACCUACUAUGGUAGCCAGAAGGAGCGCAAACUCAAGAGACAAGGCUGGACCAAACCCAAUGCUUUCCAUGUCUGCAUCACCUCGUAUAAGCUAGUACUGCAAGAUCAUCAGGCUUUUAGGCGCAAGUCUUGGAGGUACCUCAUUUUGGAUGAAGCCCAGAACAUCAAGAACUUUAAGUCCCAGCGCUGGCAAAGCCUGCUCAAUUUCAACAGCCAGAGGCGAUUGUUGCUCACAGGUACCCCUCUCCAGAACAGUCUAAUGGAGCUGUGGUCUCUUAUGCACUUCCUCAUGCCGCACGUUUUCCAGUCCCAUCGUGAGUUCAAGGAGUGGUUCUCAAACCCGCUCACUGGAAUGAUUGAAGGGAGCCAGGAGUACAACGAGGGCUUGGUCAAGCGGCUUCACAAGGUGCUAAGACCCUUUUUGCUGCGAAGAAUCAAAGCCGAUGUGGAGAAACAAAUGCCAAAAAAAUAUGAGCAUGUUGUGCGCUGUCGACUCUCCAAAAGACAGCGUUUUCUCUAUGAUGACUUCAUGGCCCAGGCCUCGACUCGAGAGACUUUAACCAGCGGCCAUUUCAUGUCUGUGAUCAACAUCCUGAUGCAGCUGCGGAAAGUGUGUAAUCACCCCAACCUGUUUGAUCCAAGGCCCAUACAAUCCCCCUUCAUCACAAAGGCCAUCAUCUAUUCUACUGCUUCACUGGUUCAUCGGGCUCUUGAGACUUCACCUUUUGAGCGCUGUGACAUGUCCAUGUUGGACCUGGUUGGCCUGGAGCAGCGUGUGACUAGAUACCAGGCAGAUGUUUUCCUGCCUCAGAGGAAAGUGACACAUCAUCUUAUUCAGGAGAUCAUGGAGUCCCCUGAUCCUCCUCCCAGACCGAAGCCUGUUCGCAUGAAAGUCAACAGGAUGCUUCAGCCUCUUCCUAAAUCUGAUGGGCGUUCAUCAGCGAACAGUCCUCGCCCUACGUGCCCUACCACCACAGCUGUUCAGGCUCCAAAGCCUUUAAUUACAGAGGUCACCCCUCCCUCACAGCCAGCACCUCAAGUUUGUCCUGUUACUCCUGUUGCUGCUGCAAGAGCUCCAGUGGCUCAUAGCAGUGUCCCUUCUGCACCUGCAGUCAGGCCUCCAGCCCCCCAGCCAGUGACUGUACGCCCCUCAGGACCAUCCAGCGUCACAACGGUGUCCGCUCCCCCUCAACCACCAAGCAACAUUAUGACUCAGAGGGUCCUGCUUAGCCCAGAUAUGCAGGCUCGUUUGCCAUCCGGUGAAGUUGUGAGUAUCGCUCAGCUGGCCUCCCUGGCUGGCCGACCAGUGUCGUCCUCUCAGGGCAGUAAACCAGUCACCUUCCAGCUACAGGGCAACAAGCUCACACUCUCUGGGACUCCCUUGCACCAAGUUCCUGUUCCUCAGCCACGACCCAUCCAAGGAAAUAUAAUGCAUCUGGUUUCCAGUAGUGGGCAACACCACCUUUUUAGUCAGGCAGUUCUUCACACAGUUAGUCAGUCAGGUAGCAGCUCAGCAAAUCCCCACCCAACCAGCACAAUCCCAACCUGCUCUGGACUAGCAGUACCUUUCACCGCUACUCAAGUUCCAACAGCCAUGAUAAGUGGGCCUGGAAUUGUAAAGAUUGUUGUACGCCAAGCACCAAGUAAAGAAGGAGGGUCAAUCCCGACUCUGGCUGUGCCUCCUUCUCCUCUGAAGCGCUGUGACAUGUCCAUGUUGGACCUGGUUGGCCUGGAGCAGCGUGUGACUAGAUACCAGGCAGAUGUUUUCCUGCCUCAGAGGAAAGUGACACAUCAUCUUAUUCAGGAGAUCAUGGAGUCCCCUGAUCCUCCUCCCAGACCGAAGCCUGUUCGCAUGAAAGUCAACAGGAUGCUUCAGCCUCUUCCUAAAUCUGAUGGGCGUUCAUCAGCGAACAGUCCUCGCCCUACGUGCCCUACCACCACAGCUGUUCAGGCUCCAAAGCCUUUAAUUACAGAGGUCACCCCUCCCUCACAGCCAGCACCUCAAGUUUGUCCUGUUACUCCUGUUGCUGCUGCAAGAGCUCCAGUGGCUCAUAGCAGUGUCCCUUCUGCACCUGCAGUCAGGCCUCCAGCCCCCCAGCCAGUGACUGUACGCCCCUCAGGACCAUCCAGCGUCACAACGGUGUCCGCUCCCCCUCAACCACCAAGCAACAUUAUGACUCAGAGGGUCCUGCUUAGCCCAGAUAUGCAGGCUCGUUUGCCAUCCGGUGAAGUUGUGAGUAUCGCUCAGCUGGCCUCCCUGGCUGGCCGACCAGUGUCGUCCUCUCAGGGCAGUAAACCAGUCACCUUCCAGCUACAGGGCAACAAGCUCACACUCUCUGGGACUCCCUUGCACCAAGUUCCUGUUCCUCAGCCACGACCCAUCCAAGGAAAUAUAAUGCAUCUGGUUUCCAGUAGUGGGCAACACCACCUUUUUAGUCAGGCAGUUCUUCACACAGUUAGUCAGUCAGGUAGCAGCUCAGCAAAUCCCCACCCAACCAGCACAAUCCCAACCUGCUCUGGACUAGCAGUACCUUUCACCGCUACUCAAGUUCCAACAGCCAUGAUAAGUGGGCCUGGAAUUGUAAAGAUUGUUGUACGCCAAGCACCAAGUAAAGAAGGAGGGUCAAUCCCGACUCUGGCUGUGCCUCCUUCUCCUCGUCCUGCUCCUGCUCAAUCGGUCACCCUUCACCCACAUGGCACUCCAAGCCCUGUUCUUAGAGCACCCACUGCUUCACAGCCUCCACAACGGCCUCCAGUUUAUGCUGCUCCACCCCGAACUGUUGCUUCCUCCCAGACUCCACCUACUCGCCCGGUAUUGAGAGUAGUACAGGGGCCACCACCACCAGCCCCAGAACCACCAGUAACAAAGGCAAAUUCAUCAUCAGUGCGUGAGAACAGUGGUAAUGAUGUGAUUACUUUGCGCAUGAGCACUCCUAAGCCUGCAUCCUCAUCUCAGAGCAGUGGAUCAACAUCUCAGCGUCCCCGUGUUCAGCCACCACCUCCACCACGUUCCCCCUUCUACAUGUCAUGGCUUGCAGACAGCCGAAAGGAUCAGCGAGACAGCCGAAUCUCUCAAAUCAUGCGCAUCAAUGAGCUACACUGCAGUGCUAAGCCUGUGUAUGGCCGUGAGGUGCUGGACUUUCUAACCUUCCUCCCAGGCACUUGUCCAUCUCCGCCACGUCCCGUUAUGAACAACUGGAGUUACUCAGGUUAUAGCUCCUGCCUCACUGCACAAUCACACCAUACCAGUAGCUUCCUGGAAAAGAGCCACGCCCUGAAGGAAGCCAUCCACUACUCAGAGGAGAGGCUUCAACUUCUCUCUGAUGUCAUAGACAGGUUCACUUUUGUCAUUCCUCCAGUGGAAGCAAAGCCUAUUACCAUGCACACCUGCCAUCCACCUCCCUCCCUCAGACACCAGCAAGGCCAUUUAUCCUCUGUUCUGUCUUCCCAUCUCUCCCCGCAUACACACACGCUCCAUCGCAUCCAGUGUAACAUGAGGACACAUUUCCCUGACUUGAGGCUUAUUCAGUAUGAUUGUGGUAAGCUGCAGACACUCCACCUCCUGCUUAGAAAGUUGAAGGCAGAAACGCACAGAGUCCUCAUUUUCACUCAGAUGACACGUAUGCUGGAUAUACUUGAGCAGUUCCUCAACUACCAUGGGCACAUCUACCUGCGGUUGGAUGGAAGUACACGUGUAGAACAAAGACAGGCUCUGAUGGAGCGCUUCAAUGCAGACCGUCGCAUAUUCUGCUUCAUCCUGUCCACCCGCAGUGGAGGUGUUGGUGUUAACCUGACUGGGGCUGAUACAGUGGUGUUCUAUGACAGUGAUUGGAACCCAACCAUGGAUGCCCAAGCUCAGGACCGGUGCCACAGAAUUGGACAGACGAGAGAUGUUCACAUCUAUAGGCUAAUCAGUGAACGCACAGUUGAAGAAAAUAUUUUAAAAAAAGCCAAUCAAAAGAGGAUGUUGGGAGAUAUGGCAAUUGAAGGUGGAAACUUUACAACUGCCUUUUUCAAGCAGCAAACUAUAAGGGAGUUGUUUGAUGUGUCAGAGGGAGAGAAGAAAGAGGCUGAAUUGAGUGCGCCUCAGUCAGAUGAUGAUGAGUCCAUAAAUAAACAACAAACCACUAUUUUGGAACAGGCCCUGUGUCGUGCUGAGGAUGAAGAGGAUAUAGUGGCUGCAUCUCAAGCCAAGGCUGAGCAGGUGGCUGAGCUUGCAGAGUUUAAUGAAAAUAUCCCUCUGGAUGAUGGUGACAGCAGAGACCAGGAAGAGGAAGAGCUCUCCAAGGCUGAGCAGGAAAUUGUUGCCCUAGUUGAACAGCUCACUCCCAUAGAGCGAUAUGCUAUGAAUUUCCUUGAGGCUUCCCUUGAAGAUAUUUGCAAAGAGGAGCUGAAGCAGGCAGAGGAGCAGGUUGAGGCUGCAAGGAAAGGGUUGGAUCAGGCAAAGGAAGAAGGUUUGAAACUGCAUCAGUCAUCCGACAGUGACAAAGAGGAUUCCAUACCUCCCAAUACUGAGGAGCCUACACUAACCCGUCGCCCUCGCAAACACAAAGAGAAAGGUGCUCCUUCUACGAGGGUCAGUGGCAGGCUCAGAGGGACACCUGCUGACAAUAUAUCCCUAACCCAGCGAUCCCCAGAGAGAGGCAGGCGGGGGGCAUGGAUGAACUCUGAAUGCAGUAUGAGCCAAACCCCUGGGUCAACGCAAAAGUCGCCCCAACACAAAGAUGUGCCUGAGAAGCUUCACAGUGGUCCAAAAGGGCGAGGGACAACCAAAGAAUCCGUGUCCCUCACAUCAUCAGAAAACCAGACAAUUCAAACCAACCCACAGCUCUCAGAUUCAACAACUUUGUCCCCUGUUAUGCGGGGUUCAGACACAAAAAUUAGAUAUGUGCCAUCCCCUCACCACCAGCCCAUCUCCCCAUCAAGCUCUGUGCCUUCAGCUGCUGCAUCUCCCGCAAUGGACAUAAACUCUAGUGGCCAUCAGUCCUCCUCCUCUACUGCAUGCAGAGAGGACAAUGAAGAGCAGGGGGGAGAGGCACUGUCUGAAAAUAUACAGUGUAGCAGGAGAGAUAGGAAAACCUCUGUGUCAUCAGACUCCAUCUUUUCUCCUGAACAUCGCUCUGAACAGGAUGGUCAGCUCCCUCUUUCUCCUACUCUGGCAUCACCUAACUCUCGCUCACCACGAAAGCGGCAGUCAGCUGAAAGGGAAAUCCUCAAAGGGCUUCCAGAAGAUUCUCCAUCAGCCAAGGUCCUUCGAAAGCUUCCAGGUCGUCUGGUCACAGUGGUGGAGGAGAAAGAGCCCAAACGGAGACGGAGGGGCUUGAGUGGAAGUGGAGGAGCACACACUGAGGGUUCAUCAGAGGAAACUGAACACGCUGAGCCAGUUCCAGACCCAGGCUCUCAACUGUCUGAUGGAGGAAGUCAAACUCUUAAAGACUCUCCUCCCAAAGCAGUGCCCACAUCCUUAGCUUCUUCCCCACCACCACCAACACAAGAGCAGGAUCAGGCCUCCUCUCCAUUACAUAGUAGCCCAGGGAGAGGGCACCACCCCUGUUCCCCAACACACCAUUCCCCAGAUAUGCCUGUCCUACGAAACUUACCAGUACGUCGAAGGCUUGAGACAGAGUCUCGAAUGGCUGCACAGUUAGGAGAGCAAUUUGUAGGAAGAGGUAGAGGGGUGGAUCGGAGAUCUGCUUUAUCACCAAAGAAACCAGAAUCGAAUUUGGACAAGGAUAGUACUGCUCCAAAUGACUCAAUGAAGCGCAAGAGGGGCAGACCGCCUAAAACACCUCCACGGGCACUAGAGCUACCAGAAGACAAGACACCAGUAACCCAGAAAACAAGUCCAGAGCGGAGUUCCUCUCACUCACCAAAACGGAAAAGAGGUCGUCCCCGUAAAGAUUCCACCACAACUACCAGCUCAUCCCCAUCUUCUCCUUCUACAUGUGCUCCUUCCUCCCAUGAGCCUAAUUUGUCAAGGUCCAAUAUUAUGCCCGUGACUUUGCCUGCUGUCAGUAAUACUUCACCAAUAAGCUCUCCACUCAACCCCACUUCACCCUCAAAUGCUGCUGAAGUAUCGUCAUCUCCUAAACCAGAUUCUGAAACAAAGCAAAAAACGACAUCUGUUUUACUGUCCUCUAUGCAUACAGACUCACAAAAUAUGUCAUUGUCUACAUCAGAACUUGGUGACUCACAUGGUGAAACUCACACCAGUCUGAACCCCCUAAUUGCAUGCAUUGACUCUGACACCAAUACACUUGAAACUUUAUCACACAACACUUCUGCAGCAGCAACCUCUCAGACUUGUACAGCUUCUUCCCCUACACUACAUCCUCCAAGUCCUAUCAGAGAGCCUCCCAUUUGUAAUGUCUCCAUCCAUGAAGAGGAACUUGCCUAUACACCUGUGUUUUUUGAGACCAGUGAAAUCACACCAUCUUCACAACCUUCAAAUGUCUCGGUGACUGCUGUAGAAACCAAGAAAGAUUCACUCACAGAAAAAGAUAAUUUGCAGUACUCAAAUACAUUAACUCAAGUCACUUCACAACUCAUACAAAGACCCAGUACAACUGAAGACUCUCCACAAACUUCUGUAGAACACAUGUGCAAUAUAACUGCAUCUUUUACUCCCACUCAUCAGUCAUCCACCCAGCCUUCUCCUUCACCUGCUUUGACUUCUGAGAUUAAGCAAGAAUCAUCUUCAUCUAAAUCAGAGGUACCAGAACCUUCUGUGACACUGACUGUGUCAACAGUCCAACAAUCCACACCUACAUCUGAUCAAACUUCUGUUCAUCCCUCACAACCUCAAACUACAGACAUUGAAGCAGCAACAGAUUCAGCACUUGUAUCUCACAAAAUGUCUUCAGGGUCUUCACAAUCUCCGUCCAUCACUGAUCAGAUGACAACAGAUUAUUUUUCCACUUCCAAUACAGAUGCAGAUUCUUCUCAGUCCACAAACAUGCCAGUGGAGACCAUGGCUGAUAAUCAUGAAGGCCAACAUUCACCCAAGGAGGAGGUUGUAACUGAGGAAGAGGUUGUGACUGAGGAUACAGAGAAAAUAGAAAUAGACGGUCUUGCGGAGGAAAAUGUAAGAGAAAAAGACAGCAUCUUAUCUCAGCUAAAAAGAAGGAAAUUGGAUAGUUUGCCAAAGGAACAGACACCUGGUGCCUCAGGAGUUGCCUCAUCAAAUUCAGAUAUCGAGUACCAUGAUGACCCUAAGAGUGAUGAACCUGAUAAGCCAUCAGAAGGGGAGUCAAGAGAGGAGAUAGAGACCAGAACUUCUGCCAAAAAACGAAUCAUCAGUAGGCAAAGCAGCCAGGAGUCAGUCCGUUCCUCUUCCCCAUCUUCUGUAUCCUCCUGUGGUACAAGAUCAUCCCAGUCCAAAAAGGCUGGAGAGAAUAGGAGGCAUGCAAAAAGGAAACGGGAAGAUAUAAAGUCUGAAAAAGAGAAAACCGAAGAAGAGUCUGACAAACACCAGUCCAACUCUUCCUCAUCUUCAGACUCUGAGGACUCUAACAGCAUAACAAGAUGUUUGACCAGAUCAACUCAAAAGAAGUUGAAGAAAGAUGGCAUGAUUGCUAAAAAUGAUGAGAGCAGUAAGAGGCAAAGGGCAAGGUCAGACAAGAAGGGUAAAACCACCAAUACCACAGAAGGGGAGUCCAGUGGAGAAACGUGUUCAAAAGUAACCCGGAAAUCUGCAGGCCCACAACCCAAUACUUUAGCCUCCCCUGAACCUGAGGUACUGGGCAAACGCUGCUCAGCCCUUAAUGCUGCCGCCAAGCUCUUGGCAAUGAGGGGAAGAGGACCAGACACACCCAGUCCCAGAAGUAAGACAGCAGCACAACAAAGCAAACCGCUGUCCUCUGAAAAAAAACGUAAACCCAAGGGGAAAACAGGACAGGACUCUCCCAAGAUGUCUAACAGUAAAGCAGGGAGUGGCAGGCAAACCCCCAAUCAGUCAACUGAAUCACCACAGUCCUCUUCUUCUGCUCGAUCAACUCGGCAGCGACCGGGCAGCCUGGUUCCCCCCUUGGAAACAGAAAGGGUUAAAAAAGAAGAAAAGAAAAAGGCAUCUGAUCAGAAGGAAGAAGGCGAAGAUGAAAACAGAGAGACCAGGUCUUCAGGAGGUCAUAGUGCCUGCAGUAGUAUAAGCAGCGAAAGAGGAGCAGGCAGCAGUAGAAGUCGGAGUAGCAGCAACAGCAGCCAGCGCACCCACAGUUUGAGCUCACAGAGUACAGAGCCCACCCGCUCCUGUUCCAGGGCAGCAUCCUCUUGUAGUGAUACAGAGAGAGGCAAAAGUAUUCAGCGUAAGCGUGAUGGAGGUGGAGGCAGGGAAAGCAGGACAGAGAAGAGGUCCCAAAAGCAGGACAAACCUGAACUGAGUGCUGGAUCCAGCGACGGGACUCCAGACAGGGUUCUUAGGAGCGUAGCUGCAUUGGCAGCCGCUCAGGCACGUACUCCAGCUAGCAACACACGUUCUUCGUCCACCCAAAACCGGCACUCCAAGACGUGAUAGAGAGCAGAAAAGUUAUCUUUAGGUUUCAACAAGGAGUGACACAACAACUUCAGCGAGAAGCGAAUGCAGGGGUUUUUUUUUUUUUUUUUGGGAGGAAAGUGGAUCCGUUUCAUUUAAAGGCCAUGGUUUAGCUGAAUGAGAGAAGACGAGAGGAGAGAGAUCUGUUGCACAUUGUGAUUAGAUCUGACCUCGCCUUUGCCCCCUCCGCUAUCUUAAGUCAAGCCAUUUAUAAUGUGGAAAGGGUCUUUAGAUGCAGGACAAUGAUGAAGAUUUGGUCACCUAUUUAAAAAUGUCCUAAUAAUUUGAGCUAAACCCUGGAAAAUAUUUUACCCUUCCACAAAGACUUUGGAACUUCAAAGUAGCUGGGCAAGAGGCAAGAUUUAUUAUUUGUUCACACUAUGUACUGUAAUCAUAAAGACUGGAAAUACUAUGUAAAGUAUGUGUUAAAAGAUUGGUCGCAUAGAUUGUACUCUUUUUACAGAGUUUACUAGUGCUGCAAAUGGUAUUGAUGAGGAAGACAUUCAUUAAUGCUACAUUGAAAUGAUUUAGUGGGGAUUGUACAAUUGUAAAGUUUUUAGACUGUUGCAUUCUGGAUAAUGUUUGUCAGCUGUUUUGACUAUUGUUUGUUUCAAGUCAGUUGAUAAAUUACGAAAAUAUCUUCUAUAUCUUCCAGGGUAUGAAGAAGAGGGCAGGUCUAAAAAAAA
This is a messenger RNA of Sinocyclocheilus grahami, 10464 nucleotides long. RefSeq names its product helicase SRCAP-like. The record is from RefSeq and is a predicted model, not a curated record. The transcript is spliced from 34 exons. The coding region runs from base 86 to 9757 and encodes 3223 amino acids. Gene Ontology annotation, cellular component: Swr1 complex. NCBI's taxonomy places the organism in Eukaryota, Metazoa, Chordata, Actinopteri, Cypriniformes, Cyprinidae. Gene Ontology annotation, molecular function: ATP binding; ATP hydrolysis activity; histone binding. Gene Ontology annotation, biological process: chromatin remodeling.